Diatraea saccharalis (sugarcane borer) is the source of this 807-nucleotide messenger RNA. Lineage: Eukaryota; Metazoa; Arthropoda; Insecta; Lepidoptera; Crambidae. The record is from the annotation of a GenBank genome assembly.
AUGUUGCGACCGGAGUCGCCCCUCGCUGACCACCGCAGCCUGCUUCCGCGGCGGUUGCUUCCUGUCAAAGCACAAAUAGCUCCAGCUGACAAACGCAAAAAUCGUCGCUCCCUUGAACUCAAUCCACCUACUGACCACACACCGUACGACUACCCCAAACUCCUGAUAUCUAAAACAACAGACUCGCUAAACACAGAAUGCCCUCGCAAACUCAUCAACAAGCAAGACUCAAAUGAUAGCCUCAAAAGGUCACUUUUAUCGAAAGACGAGAAGAAGCCAAAGGAUGACAAAAAGGGCCAGAUAUCGAAACAGGACUCCAGCGAGAGUUUGAAGAAAGCUCUGUUAUGUAGGCAGGAGUCCAACGAAAGUGCGAAGAGACGAGACUCGGAGCCGAAAAAACCAUCUAAUCAGGAUGUGAAAAGGGUAGCAGAGGUGAAGAGAGGUAGUGAUAAGAAGAGUUUGUUGGAGACUGAUAUUGAUGAACCUAGUGUUAAGAGGAUAUAUGAGAGGCGGACGGGAUGUGCGAGGCCGACAUUGCCUCCUGUAGCGGAGAAGGGGUUGGCAUCACCCAGUUCCCCGAACGGAAGUCCUGGGGCGCCCAGUGUGGCUGCUGUAGCCGAAGGUCUUGUACGAUGGGGCAGCGGUCUCUUGUCUCCAAGAGAAGAGCCUCGGUUGAAAGCUGCACGGAGCUGGUAUGGGUAUGGAACCCUCCCGUCGGAUACAGAUAAGGUAAGAUUUGUUGUGUUCUUAAAAGAUAACUCAACCUUGCCCGCAAUACAAAUAUUGUCGUUUUCCUCUAUCAAAUGA